AUGACAGACGAGGUGAAACCACUUCGAAACAUGGAAAGGCUUGGAGACGAAGAGAAAUUGGGUUUCGAUGAAAGUCAUGCGACAACAUUUGAUAUGAAAGUGCAUGAAGAAGAGAUUCGAACGUCGAUCUCGCCAGAAGAGGACGGACGAAUCCCGCUCAAGUUGACACGGUCCACGAGACUUGCUCUCUCGCUUUGGGGCGAGCAUGGGCUGAGCUUUGGUGCAUCAUUCCGUGGACAUCAUCAAAGUUGGGUCGUAUUGUUGUAG
Molecule: messenger RNA, 267 nt
Organism: Protopolystoma xenopodis
Lineage: Eukaryota; Metazoa; Platyhelminthes; Monogenea; Polystomatidea; Polystomatidae
Source: the annotation of a GenBank genome assembly